UUGGCUACCAGACCUAUUUUCAAAAAUCUAAUCGUGUGUACCAUGAGAGUCACUGGUGUCUCUCACACGGACUUUGUUAGUGUACCAAUAGAAAUUUCAAAUAACUUUCUCUGUGUACCGAGUCCAUAUCUUUGAAACUAAAAAUCUUACAAAAAAAUGUUCUAUAUAAAUAAUUUUCUAAAUAACAGUUAGAUCACGAUUAUCCAUUUUUUUUCAUGAGAAGCACCGGUGAUACUCAUGGUACCUAGUUAAUAUAAUUAAGUGUAUUAUGCGUUGAGUAUCACUGGUGACUCUCGAUUUCUUUUUUUAUUUAUUAGUGAUAAUUUGCCAGUAUCUAGUCAAUAAUAAUUAAGUUUUGUAAGCAAUUCAUAGAUAAUAAAUAUUACCUACAUAACAACAUAGAUAUUAUCCUUUUAAUGCUAUGGUUACUGGUUAGGUACAUGAUAAUAUAAUAUCACUAUAAUAUAUUAUAUUAAUUAUUAUUGCAAAUCGCAAUAAAAAUUAUAGUUUUUUAACGACUAAAAUUUAGUCAUUUAAUAAGCAUAAUGGACUCUGAUGGUAUUCUUUCUGCUCUGGAUGACUCUGAUUUUGAAGACUCAGGUAGUGAGUACAGUCCAAGUGACGUUUUAUACGAAUCAGAUUCUGAUGAGAGUAUUAGUGUAGAACCAGAUACUGAAAAUACCCAAAAUUUAGCUCAACAGGAAAAUAGUAUCAUAUCUGAUGAAUGGUUUAAUGUUACAGGAGAUUUUCGAAAAAAUAUUAUUUUUACUGGAGACAAUGGUAUCAAAUGUAACAUUGACCAAGAAUCUAAACCUAUUGAUAUUUUUAACCUAUUUUUGAAUGAUGAAGUAUUGAAUUUGAUUGUAACUGAGACAAACAGGCAAGCUAAAAGGUACAAAAGACAAUGGAUAGACACAGACAGUUUAGAAAUUAAAAAAUUUUUAAGUAUUGUAAUGUACACAGGUAUGGUUGGUUAUCCUAAGAUAUCUGACUACUGGAGUCAACAAACUUUUUACAUAAAUAGUUAUGUACCAAAAAUUAUGGCUUGUAAUCGUUUUCAGUCAUUGCUUAGAUUUUUUCAUAUUUCUAAUAAUGAUUAUAAUCCAGGGGAUAGGUUAGGAAAAAUUCAACCUUUAGUUGAUUUAUUAAAUAAUUCAUUUAAACAAAGCAAAGUCCCAGCAGAAAAUGUAGUCAUUGAUGAAACAUUAGUACCAUUUAGGGGUCGCAUUGUAUUCAGGCAAUAUAUUCCAAAUAAAGCAGCAAGAUAUGGAAUUAAAUUAUAUAAAUUAUGUGACAACAUAGGUUAUACAUAUAACUUAAGUGUGUACAGUGGUAAAGAUACUAACAGAUCUAAUAGUAAUAUUUCUUGUGCUGGUAAAGUUGUUCUGUCAUUAAUGGAAAAUUAUUUAAAUGAAGGAAGAACUUUAAUAGUAGAUAAUUUUUACACAGGUCUUCAUAUUGCUCACAUUUUAUUAGACAAUAAUACUCAUAUAGUAGGUACCCUUAGGAAAAAUGUUAAGUUUUGUCCUAAGGAUGUUUUAAAUGCAAAACUGAGAGUAGGUGAAAUAAAAGGAAAAGAAAAUGAAAAAGGUGUUGUUGUCAGUAUAUGGAAGGAUAAAAGAGAUGUAAGAUUUUUGUCAACAAGACAUGGAAUUGAAAUGUUAAAUACUGGGAAAAAAAAUAGAAAAGGUGAAGAAAUUAAAAAACCAGAAGCAGUUAUAUUUUAUAAUAAAAACAAGCAAGGUAUUGAUAUUUCUGAUCAAAUGGCAAGUUACUAUACCCCAUUAAGAAAAACUAUAAGGUGGUACCAUAAACUAGCCUUUCACUUAUUGUUAGGUACAGCAGUGGUUAAUUCUUUAAUUUUAUACAAAGAAGUAUCUGGUAAGAAUAUUCAAAUAUCUGAAUUCAUUCAAAAUAUUAGUCAAGAGUUGAGUCAGCUGAGUGACAUAAGUACACCAUCUUCACAAACUAAAAAACAUUAUUUAGUUGAAGGAUCAGAAGUCAAUAAUGGCAAUAGGAAAAAACGCCGUAGAUGUGGUAAAUGCUAUAUCAAUUUGAGUAAAGUAUUUGGGAGAGAAGAGGCACAAAAAAAAUGUAAGCAAGUAUAUACUUAUUGCUCUACAUGUGAAGACAAACCAUACCUGUGUUUAGAACAUUUUCAAAAGAAUCAUAAAUAAUCUUACAUUGUUAGUUAUUAUGUUGUUUCAAUUUAUUAUAUAGCACUAAAAGUUAUAGUGUUUUCCAUAAUUAUUUUAUGUUGUUUUAUUAUACUUUUUAUGAACUGUUAACUAUACACAAAGAAUAGUAUUUAUUUUAAUGUUACUUCAAGUCAUUUAAUAUUUUUUUUUUGUUAAUUUUGUUUGUAGUUUGAUCAUUACUUGAGAAAGAAGUGUUAUUUUAUUUUAUUUGAAUACAAAAAAAAAAUUUUUCUUUUAAAUUUGUUUUCUUGAUUUUGAGAGUCACUGGUGAUACCCCAAGUGAAUCAUAUAAUGAUAACACACUUAACAAUAAUUUAGUCCAAGAAUUAUUGAGAACAGCUGUUUGGAUUUGCCAGUGUGACCACGUAAAGUGGAAAAUAUGUGAGAGUCACAGGUAACUCACAUGGUAUAUCGAGAAUCGUGCAACGUGAGACACCCGUGACUCCUAUGGUGUAUGAGAGAAGUUCUUUCUUAUCGCGUCUGGUACGCUAGGAUAGUGCAUGUGAGAGUCGCCCGUGAUCUUCAUGGUAGCCAACUUA
Melanaphis sacchari is the source of this 2737-nucleotide messenger RNA. RefSeq names its product piggyBac transposable element-derived protein 4-like. NCBI's taxonomy places the organism in Eukaryota, Metazoa, Arthropoda, Insecta, Hemiptera, Aphididae. The record is from RefSeq and is a predicted model, not a curated record. The transcript is spliced from 2 exons. Bases 546 to 2177 code for a protein of 543 amino acids.